AUGGGGGAGCCACAUGGGGCCGCCCCGCCCGCCACGUCCCCAGGAUCUCGCUGCCGCCACUCGCCUGUGCCUUCACACCUCCGCGGUGCGGGUCCUGGGGGCCUCCUUCCUGAACGGCCGGCCCCACUCACCCUCCCCUCUCAGCUCCGCCCGAGUCACCGCGGUGGCCUGGGUCGUGGGAGGACCCGGGGCGUCCACACAGCAUGUUUCUUCGACCUUCCAUUAGGACAGAGCGCCGUGGGUGGCUUGCUCGGGCCCGAAUGUAAGCGUGUCUGCCUGCAUAAAGCCAUAUCGGUGGGUAACCACGCGCUCACACAGGAUUGCAGUCAGUGUCCACACAGGCUCGGCGAACUGCUGGACGCCCGGUGGGCCAGGCUGAGUACCAGGAAUCGGACUUCCUCGGGAGUCAGCCGCGGUCCUGACCCUCCCCCUGCCCCCACGACCUUGGUUACCCUAGGCGUCCGGCUCACAGGCACCGGGGUCCAGUGCCGCUGGGUCCGAGCAAGUGGCUCCAAGAGGCUCUGGACUGUGAAGACAAACGCACACGUCCUGGUGAUGGAAACACCCCAUGAGGGCACAUCCUCUUCUCCUGGUUAG
Rangifer tarandus platyrhynchus (Svalbard reindeer) is the source of this 597-nucleotide messenger RNA. NCBI's taxonomy places the organism in Eukaryota, Metazoa, Chordata, Mammalia, Artiodactyla, Cervidae. The record is from the annotation of a GenBank genome assembly.